Molecule: messenger RNA, 486 nt
Organism: Gastrolobium bilobum
Lineage: Eukaryota; Viridiplantae; Streptophyta; Magnoliopsida; Fabales; Fabaceae
Product: polygalacturonase QRT3-like
Exons: 2
Coding region: 1-486 (161 amino acids)
Molecular function (GO): polygalacturonase activity
Source: RefSeq, a predicted model, not a curated record
AUGGUUUGUGAACAAACCUCUGAAAUAUGUCUGGUGUGUCCAACAACAAAAACAACCUUCUCAGGCACAGGCAUAAGCCUUCAAGGAAAUGAUAAUGCGGUCACAGAUGUUGUGAUUUUCCCUGCUGCUAUAGGAAUAAUGGUAACUGGUCAAGCCAACACUUUUUCUGGUGUACAUUGCUACAAUAAGGCCUCUGGCUUUGGAGGUACUGGGAUUUAUUUGAAACUUCCUGGUUUAACACAAACUAGGAUUGUGAAUUCUUACAUGGAUUACACCAAAAUUGUUGUUGAAGACCCUAUUCAAGUUCAUAUCUCUAGCAGUUUCUUCCUUGGUGAUGCCAAUAUUGUACUAAAAUCAAUCAAAGGGGUUGUAAAUGGUCUAAGUAUUGUUGACAACAUGUUCUCAGGUUUAAAUAAUGGGGUUGAAAUUGUGAAGCUAGACCAAUCAAAUAGUCCUUUCAAUCAAAUUGAUCAAGUUUUAGAUUAG